Molecule: messenger RNA, 1755 nt
Organism: Abrus precatorius (Indian licorice)
Lineage: Eukaryota; Viridiplantae; Streptophyta; Magnoliopsida; Fabales; Fabaceae
Exons: 16
Coding region: 268-1755 (495 amino acids)
Source: RefSeq, a predicted model, not a curated record
GAACAAUCGCUUGGCCAUGGAUACGUGAAUUCCCCCUCCGAAGAAACCGAACAUCUGCGUUUUCUUGACAACCUUGGUGACGAGGCCGACCAACACGCUAGUGACAGUUUCAUCGCACCGUGAAGCAUCCUUACGCCUAGUUUGUUAAGCACGAAUCUUAUUCCAUGAUGUGUUGGCAAGAAACACUUUGUUUCAGCUAAGUUUCACCGACACAUUUAAUAUAAACGGUUCCUUUGAUUCAUAUUGCAAAUUUUCAAUCUUAAAAAAAUGGCACAACUGGGUUCGGUAGAAACGGGUCACGAUAACAAGAAGGAUGAAGUGAUUCGGAUAGAACGUGAAUCGGUCAUCAAAGUUUUGAAGCCUCACCUCAUCAUGACAUUGGCCAACCUCAUUAAACAUAGUUCUGAUAGACUUGAGUUUUUGAAGCUAUGCAAAAGAAUAGAGUAUACAAUUCGAGCUUGGUACAUUCUUCAGUUUGAGGACAUGAUGCAACUCUAUUCCCUCUUUGAUCCUACAUCUGGGGCCCAGAAGUUGGAACAGCAGAACUUGCCUCUUAGAGAAAUUGAAGAACUUGAACAGAAUUUCUUGAAGUACCUUUUUGAGGUCAUGAAAAAGAGCAACUUCAAGAUUGCAACACAAAAUGAGAUUGAUAUUGCACUUUCUGGACAGUAUCUUCUAAAUCUUCCCAUUACUGUUGAUGAAUCUAAGCUUGACAAGGUUCUUUUAAAAAAAUAUUUUGAAGCACAUCCCCAACAUAACCUUCCAGAUUUCCAUGAUAAGUAUAUUAUCUUUCGGCGUGGCAUUGGAAUUGAUCAAACAACUGAUUUCUUUAUCAUGGAGAAAGUGGACAUGCUCAUAGCACGUUUUUGGGCAUAUCUAUUAAGAAUAACUAGGUUGGAAAAGUUUCUAUCCAGACGGUCAAAAUUGCAUUGUAGGAAGGACCCAAAGAAGAACGAUGAAACUGACUCAGAAGAUUAUCAGGAUGAUGCAUAUAAACGAAUACGCCUUGAAAAUUUGCCAUUGAGUUUUUCUAAUUUGCUGAACAAGAACACAAUCCAAGAACUCACGUUUGAUAGGAUAAUUGUUGUGUACAGGCCAGUGAGUUCCAAAUCAAAAUCAGAACGAGGAAUUUUUGUGAAGCAUUUCAAAAACAUUCCAAUGGCUGAUAUGGAAAUAGUUCUUCCAGAAAAGAAAAAUCCUGGAUUGACUCCAAUGGAUUGGGUCAAGUUUCUAGGAUCUGCUAUAGUCGGGCUGGUUGCUGUAGUUAGCUCCCUUGAAAUGGCCUCAACUGAUUUGACGGUGAUUGUUGCUGUUCUUUCCACAGUACUUGGUUAUUGUGUUAAGACAUAUUUCACGUUCCAACAAAACUUGGUUGCAUACCAAAACUUGAUCACUCAGUCAAUGUAUGAGAAACAACUGGACAGUGGAAAGGGUACACUUCUCCAUUUAUGUGAUGAUGUCAUUCAGCAGGAAGUCAAAGAGGUAAUAAUAUCAUUUUAUAUUUUGAUGGAACAGGGAAAAGCUACAAGACAGGAUCUGGAUCGAUGGUGUGAAGACCUAAUCAGAGAAGAGUUUGGGGGGAGCUGCAAUUUUGACGUGGAUGAUGCGGUUCAGAAAUUAGAGAAGUUGGGAAUUGUCACUAAGGAUGUCAUUGGUCGGUAUCAAUGUGUUGGGCUGAAACGGGCUAACGAGAUAAUUGGCACCACCACUGAAGAGCUUAUUCUUAAGGCAAAACAAGGAAACAUUUCUCCUUGA